AUGAAACUCGUCCUCAGCGCUGAUGGCCAGAAACUGCCCUCAGAAAAGAAUCCUUUCUUCGAGUGUCCAGAAUGUGGGAAGGGCUUCAAGGGGCACAGCAGACUCCUGAACCAUCUGCAAAUCCACAGUAGAGACAAAAGGUUUGUGUGUGCAGAAUGUGGGAAGAGCUUUAGCAGGAAGGCCAACCUGGUGGUUCACCACAGAGUCCACACAGGAGAAAGGCCGUACAAGUGCAAGGAAUGUGAGAAAGCCUUCAGCUGUGCCUCCAACCUCGUUACUCACCACAAGACCCAUCUGAAAAAGAAAGCCUUCUCUUGCACCGUGUGCAGAAAAAGCUUCAGUGGCAACAAAGGUCUCCUGCAGCAUCAGAGAGUCCAUACGGGUGAGAAGCCCUACAGGCGUCCCAAGGGUGGGAACAACUUCCCUGUGAGCCCAAACUCCAUCAAACAUCAACAUUUGAGAGAGGGUCCCAGUGCCCACACAGCAGAUGCAAACCAAUCUGAAUUUACAUCUUUGCAUCAUAAAGAAGAGCAAAGCUGUCGUGCAGAGAGAGAUCACUCCAAGCUUGUUUUUGAAGAAUUGAAGAAAGUGAGGGAAAAUAUGGAUAUGCUUCUUCUAAAUCAGCAAAGUCAGCUGCAGGUCCUGAAGGAAAUUCAGAAACAACUGAAUAUCCUCAUCCCUGGCAAUGCCCUGGUGAAUUCCAACGUUUACAGCUUGGGAGUUCUGCUGGGGCAGCAGGCGGCUGCAGCAGCUGCUGUUUCUUGCCCCCUUCUCAAUCCCAGCAGUCUCCUUUGUGAAAAUGCCACUGCCUUAUCCCCUUCAUCUGCCCGUGGAAUUCUGCCUACCACUCAGCUCCCAAGCUCUCAGGAUCUUGCAGCUUCCAGAACUUGCUCAGUGUUGUGCUGUGAACGAGUCCAGUGCCAACACACAUGACUGUUCUGAGCCCUUUUGUCACUGGAACACGUGAUCUCUGUGGUGUUGGAAUUGUUAUACCUGUGCAGGUGCUGACUGUGCACUCAGACUUGCUC
Messenger RNA from Manacus vitellinus (golden-collared manakin), 1028 nucleotides. RefSeq names its product zinc finger protein 660-like. Lineage: Eukaryota; Metazoa; Chordata; Aves; Passeriformes; Pipridae. Bases 1 to 933 code for a protein of 310 amino acids. The record is from RefSeq and is a predicted model, not a curated record. The transcript has 3 exons.